GCGAGAACAGAUGCAGCUGACACAGGAGACGACAAUGAUCACAAUACUGAUCGGGAACCUGCUUCUGGCUCUGGGAUGCCACGAGAUGACGACCGCCCUGGACGUGCCAGCAGCUGCUCCAGGAGACCGCCUCCGCCUGUACCGAUCCAUGGAGUUUCUUCUGCCCCUGCUGCUCGUUCUUCAGCGCGGCGGCACCCCGGCCUGGGCAAAAGGAAGCACCUUCCUACGGAGGUCGGUUCUGGCUAGAGAUCGCACGGCUCAUCCACGGCCGAUGCCGAAGGACGACUCUGAUGCUGAGGCAGAGGAAGGAGAGGAGGAAGAAGAAUCUGAUCCGGACCCCUUUGCCACGGACUUCUCCAGACCACCAGACGGCAGAACCAGAUGUGAAGUGGAGCGAGAGCAGCAAGAGGCCGCUGAGGAGGAAGAGGAAGAGGGCGACUUCCAUACCACGGGGGAGCUUGGAGAAGUUUCUUCGGGUGAACUUCGCCCGGCAUGCUGGCCCACGCCUGAUUCAGAUGAUGGCGAUUUCGGAUUUGGGUUGCAAACGAAGGACUAG
Symbiodinium necroappetens is the source of this 556-nucleotide messenger RNA. The record is from the annotation of a GenBank genome assembly. NCBI's taxonomy places the organism in Eukaryota, Dinophyceae, Suessiales, Symbiodiniaceae.